Leptidea sinapis is the source of this 1218-nucleotide messenger RNA. RefSeq lists its product as uncharacterized. Bases 1 to 1194 code for a protein of 397 amino acids. The transcript has 2 exons. The record is from RefSeq and is a predicted model, not a curated record. NCBI's taxonomy places the organism in Eukaryota, Metazoa, Arthropoda, Insecta, Lepidoptera, Pieridae.
AUGGACGAAGAUGAAAUUUUAAUAAUGUAUUUCUUUUUGAAAAGAAGGAAAAUGAAGCAAGCAAUGAAAAGAAAGUACUGGGUACAUCCAAUGUUAAUGAAAAGAAUUCCAUUAGGAUUAUGUCAGAGUUAUAUAGAAGAAUUAAAAAGUGAUGAUGGAAAGUUUUAUGAGUAUUUAAGAAUGACUGUCACCACCUUUGAUAGCCUACUGGUACGACUUGCAGACAAUCUUAGAAGAGAAAACACACAUUUCAGAAAUUGUAUAAGUGCCGAAGAAAGACUAGUGAUAACUUUAAGAUAUUUGGCGUCGGGAUGUUCGUUUAAACAACUGCAUUAUAAUUUUAGAGUGGGAAUGUCAACCAUCAGCAAAAUAAUCAAAGAAACGUGUUCUGUUAUUUGGAGCGUAUUAAGUGCAGAAUAUUUAAAGUUGCCCAAUACCGAAGAAGAAUGGAAAGCGAUCGCUGAAGCUUUUAAAACGAAAGCAAAUUUUCCUCAUUGCCUCGGUGCGCUGGACGGCAAGCACAUAAGGAUUACAAAGCCAAUAAAUAGUGGUUCUAUGUUUUUUAACUAUAAGGAUUAUUUUUCUUUUAUUUUAUUUGCAAUUGUUGAUUCAGAAUACCGUUUCAUUUACGUUAGUAUUGGUUCAUACGGAAAAGAGUGUGAUUCAUCUAUCCUAAAACAAUCCAAUUUUUGGAAGAAACUAAAUGAUGGUACUUUAAAUAUACCAAGACCCACGCCCUUACACGAAAAUAUGCAAGAAGAAAUACCAUAUGUAUUUGUUGGAGACGAAGCCUUUACAUUGUCACAAAAUUUAUUGCGACCUUAUGGCGGUACUCAUUUAGACAAUAAGAAAAAGAUAUUUAAUUACCGUCUAAGCCGCGCGAGAAGAUAUGUUGAAUGCACUUUUGGUAUCUUAUCCAAUAAAUGGAGGAUCUUGCAUAGACCAUUGGAUGUAUGUGCAGAAACAGCUAUUGAAGUUGUAAAGGCUUGUACGGUAUUACAUAAUUUUUUAAUAAGAAAAGACGCUAUAUACUUGGAGAAUACCCCAACCGUUAUGCCCCUGGUAAACAUGCCUGCAACACAGCUGCGUCCAAACGAAGGUGGUGGAAACGCAGUGCGCUUACAAUUUUCCGACUAUUUUGUAUCUGAAAUAGGCUCCGUACCUUGGCAAAACAUUACAGCACACGUAUCAUAAUAAAUAAAAAGUUUCAGAAACUUA